AUUCCCUUACUUUACAUGGCGUCUUACAUGGAUUUUCUAUCAAAUCUAAUCAUCAUACUUGCACUUCUUUUUUUUCUUCUUGUUUUCUUUUAUGCUUACAAUCAACAAGAAACAUAUGGGAGGAAGACAAAGAAAUAUCAUCCGGUUGCUGGGACGGUAUUUAGUUUGUUCAUCCACUUCAACACGGUGCAUGAUUACUUGACCAAUCUUGCAAAAAAAUACAAAACUUAUAGAUUGAUAAGCCCUUUCAAUGGUGAGAUCUAUACAACUGAUCCGAUGAAUGUGGAGUAUAUUCUCAAGACGAAUUUCGAAAAUUAUGGAAAGGGAACUUAUACCCACGACCUUCUAGAGGAUCUACUAGGUCAUGGAAUAUUUGCAGUUGAUGGGGAGAAAUGGAGAGAACAAAGGAAGGUAUCGAGUCAUGAAUUCUCUACAAAAGUCUCGAGAAAUUUUAGCAGUGUGAUUUUCAGGAAGAAUGCCAUAAAACUUGGAAACAUAUUGUUAGAAGCAGCAAAUAACAACCAUAAAAUCGAUAUAUAUGAUUUGUUCAUGAAAGCAACGCUAGAUUCAAUAUUUAAAGUUUCUUUUGGAAUUGAUCUUGACAACAUAUGGGGUUCAAGUAAACAAGCUGUAAGAUUCAGUCGUGCAUUUGAUGACGCAAACACGUUGACAAGUCGAAGAUUUUUUGACAUGUCUUGGAAGAUCAAGAAGUAUUUUAAUAUUGGGUCCGAAGCAGAAUUAAAAAAAAAUAUGAAAGUUGUUGAUGAGUUUGUUUAUAACUUGAUCCAGAUCAAGUCUGAACAAAUUCAUAAAACAACCGAUUUUUCGAUAACUGAAUCGAGGAAUGAAGACAUCCUAUCGAGGUUUUUGCAGUUGAAAUAUAAAGACCCAAAGUACCUACGAGAUAUAAUACUUAACUAUGUACUUGCUGGUAAAGAUCCUAUAGGGCUUACUAUGUCUUGGUUUAUUUACUUGCUUUGCAAACAUCCAGAAGUUCAAGAGAAGGUUGCAAAGGAUAUCAAAGAAGCAACCAAAGUGAAAGAGGAAAUAAAAAACAUUGUAGAUUUUGCAGCUUAUGUGAGUGAGGGUGCGUUAAAAAAGAUGCAAUAUCUUCAUGCAGCUUUGACAGAAACUAUCAGACUCUAUCCUGCUUUGCCAUUGGACCCAAAGAUAUGUUUUUCAGACGAUGUUCUGCCUGAUGGUUAUCAUGUGAAGAAAGGGGAUGUAGUAGCAUAUUUGCCAUAUGCAAUGGGAAGGAUGGAAUUCAUAUGGGGAGAUGAUGCACAUGAGUAUAAACCAAAAAGAUGGCUUGAUGAAAAUGGGAAUUUCCAUCCAGAGAACCCCUUUAAAUUUACAGCUUUUCAGGCUGGACCACGGACUUGUUUGGGUCGAGAUUUCGCAUAUAUGCAGAUGAAAAUAUUUUCUUCUAUCUUGUUAGGUUGCUUUGUGUUCAAGUUAAGUGACGUAAACAGGAUACCAAGGUACAAAACCUCAAUCAAUCUUCACAUCGAUGGUCCAUUGGAUAUUCGUGUUUUCAAGAGAUUUGGUUAAGUCAAUUGUGAAAUUUAAGAUGUAACUUUGUGAACAUAAGAUGCUUAUACAUUUGCUCUUAUAAAACGUAUACGUUAAAAUAGAAAUUUAAUAAGCUUUAUUAAAAAAAAAUAUGUAAUUGUAUGU
Lactuca sativa (garden lettuce) is the source of this 1677-nucleotide messenger RNA. Its product is annotated as cytochrome P450 704C1. Gene Ontology annotation, molecular function: oxidoreductase activity, acting on paired donors, with incorporation or reduction of molecular oxygen; heme binding; monooxygenase activity. The record is from RefSeq and is a predicted model, not a curated record. Gene Ontology annotation, biological process: proteolysis. Lineage: Eukaryota; Viridiplantae; Streptophyta; Magnoliopsida; Asterales; Asteraceae.